Molecule: messenger RNA, 4494 nt
Organism: Meloidogyne enterolobii
Lineage: Eukaryota; Metazoa; Nematoda; Chromadorea; Rhabditida; Meloidogynidae
Source: the annotation of a GenBank genome assembly
CACAACUUUUAAACAAUUCUUUUUUGAUUUUUUAUUUAAAUUUUUGUGUGACUUUUUGAAAGGGACAGAGUUUUGGUUAGAAAUUCAGUCCCAUCAAACGUCUUUCACAAUUUUUCGUAAACUUGGAAUAAAAUCGCAAGCCGGGGACGACGAGCCCGACUCCCCAUUAACUGGCAACAUAAAAGAAAUAGUAUCGAGGCGUGAAUCUUCUGAAUCAACUCCUUUGCUUUUUGCUGCUGAAGAAGAAUCCACAUUUAAUCAACCCUCUUCUCGGCUUUAUAAUUCAAUGGCUGUUGGCAGUUCUUCCCAAUCUUUACCUUUUGAUAACGAAGAAAAUCUUCGUCAAGAACAUAUAAAUGCUGACAAAUUAUCCAAAACAGCCCAUUAUUUUAUUCGAAAUUCUGUCCCAAAUAUUCCACAAAAUAUUAUUGAAAUGGAAGAAGGAAAUGAUGAAAAUAAUAAUAAUUUGAAUGGUGGUGAACAACAACAACCACAUCAUGCUGAAAUUGAAUUACAAGAUGAAACUUUAAAUAUUUUUGGUUAUCAACGUUCAAUACUUAGAACUUUUGGUAUGUGGCUUCUCACAAUUUCUACAGUUGGUAUUUUUCGACUUGUAUUGCAUUGGUAUCCAGAAUGGUUUGUUUGGUUUACGGCUCGUAAAACGUCUCUAGCUAAUUGUGACCAUAUUUUAGUCAAGGAUGAUCAUUUAAAUAUUGCUUUUCGUCCAAUCAAAAUAAUUAACAAUUGCAAAAAUGGAGGAUUUAUUUUACCCAAAGGAAAUGGACAAAUGUAUCAAUUAGACAAACUUCGUUUCUUUACUUAUCGAAAAUUAAAAUAUUUUUGGUAUCCGCAAAAGAAUUGUUUUGUUACAAUUUUCCAAUUGGAAUCUGAGUUGCCUGUUAAUUAUUUUCAUCAUUGUGUUAGUUCACAAACUGGUUUGUCUGAUAAUUCUGUUGAGCAAAGAUUAUUUACAUAUGGAAAGAAUUUAAUAGAAGUUAAAGUUAAACCACUUGUUGUUUUAUUGUUUAAAGAAGCAAUUACUCCAUUUUAUAUUUUUCAAGUUUUUAGUGUAACUGUUUGGUAUAUGGAUAAUUAUGCCUAUUUUGCGUCUAUAAUUGUUGCAAUGUCUGUAAUGUCAAUAGGUUUGGAUGUCUAUCAGAUACGUAAACAGGAAAGAAAAUUGAGAAGUAUGGUACAUACAGACGAGCAAGUACAAGUGUUGCGGAAUGGUGGGAAAGUGGAAGAAAUUUCUAGUGCUAAUUUGGUUCAUGGUGAUAUUCUAUUAAUUCCGCCUCGUGGUUGUAUUCUUCAAUGUGAUGCUGUUUUAAUGACUGGAACUGUUAUUGUAAAUGAGGCAAUGUUAACCGGUGAAUCUAUGCCUAUAACAAAAGUUGCAAUGCCAGAAACGGAUGAAGAACAUGGGGAAACACAAAUAUUUUCAUUUAAAGAACAUUCCAAGCAUAUUUUAUAUUGUGGAACUCAAGUUUUGCAGACUCGUUAUUAUCCUGGAAAACAUGUCCAAGCUGUCGUUCUUCGAACAGCUUAUUCAACCUUAAAAGGCCAACUUGUUCGUUCUAUAAUGUAUCCAAAACCUGUUGAUUUUCGUUUUACAAAGGAUUUAUUUAAAUUUGUUGGAUUUCUUGCUUGUAUUGCUGGCCUAGGCUUUCUCUACACUAUUUUGGUAAUGAUAUCACGUGGAUCUUCUGCCUGGAAAAUUAUUAUUCGUUCAUUGGAUAUAAUUACAAUUGUUGUUCCUCCAGCACUUCCAGCGGCUAUGAGUAUUGGUAUAUUUGCUGCACAAAUGCGUUUACGUGCAAAACAAAUUUUUUGUAUUUCGCCAUCUACUAUAAACACUUGUGGAGCUAUUAAUACGGUAUGUUUUGACAAAACUGGCACACUUACUGAAGAUGGUCUCGAUUUUAAUUGUUUUCGAGCAAUAUUUCCACGUAAGGAUUUGCCUGAAUUUGGAAAUGAAUUGCACGAUUUUUGUACUGAUGAAUUGCCAGAAAAUGGUGAAUUACUUAAAGCUGUGGCUACAUGCCAUAGUUUAACACGGAUUGAUAAAGUAUUAAAUGGUGACCCUCUUGAUUUGGUUUUAUUUCGUAAGACUGGUUGGAUUAUGGAUGAGGCGUCAGAAAGGAUUGGUGAUGAAACUGCACAAUUUGAUAUUUUACAGCCAACAGUUAUUCGUUCACCUCCAUUACAUUCUUCUGUGGAAUCUGAAGUUGAACUUGCUGUAAUCCGACAAUUUACCUUUAGUUCUCACCUUCAAAGAAUGUCUGUUCUUGUUCACAAUUUAAGUGAUGAAUCACAUAUCCAUCAUUUGUAUUGCAAAGGUGCUCCAGAAAAAAUAGCUUCUUUAUGCCUUCCGGAAACGUUGCCUUAUGGAUAUCAAUCUUUUGUUGAUAAUUAUGCUCAACACGGUUAUCGUCUAAUUGCCGUUGCUUCUCGUCGCCUUAAUUUAAAUUAUGUAAAAGCACACAAAGCUAAACGUGAACAUUUGGAAUGCGAUUUGGUUAUGUUGGGAUUAAUUGUUAUGGAAAAUAGAUUGAAGCCGCAAACUAUUGGAGUUAUUAAUCAAUUAAAUAGAGCAAAUAUUCGAACAAUAAUGAUUACUGGAGAUAAUAUACUUACUGCAAUGUCUGUAGCACGUGAAUGUGGAAUUAUACGCCCAAAUAAAAGAUCUUUUUUGUUGGAAGCUGGGGAUACUAAAUGUAGAGAUGGAAGAACACAUUUAGUAUUAAAACAAUCUGUUAGUUCUUCUGAUGAAGUUUUGGAACUUGAAGAGGACACUUUCUCUUGUUGUUAUGAACAAAAUCAACAACCAGCAAAAAGUGCAGAGUCUUCAUAUCAUUUGGCAAUUUCUGGUCCAACUCUAAGUGUUAUAUGUGAAGAAUAUCCAGAAAUAUUGGAGCAGUUAAUUUGUGUUUGUGAUGUUUAUGCAAGAAUGUCACCUGAUCAAAAACAAUUGUUGGUUAAUCAACUUCAAGAUGUUGGAUAUACAGUGGCAAUGUGUGGAGAUGGAGCUAAUGAUUGUGCUGCCUUAAAAGCUGCCCAUGCAGGAAUUUCUUUAUCCGAAGCAGAAGCUUCAAUUGCUGCUCCUUUUACUUCUAAAACGCCAGAUAUUCGUUGUGUUCCAACUGUGAUUCGUGAAGGAAGAGCAGCUUUGGUUACUUCAUUUGGAGUUUUUAAAUAUAUGGCUGGAUAUUCUUUGACACAAUUUGUUACAAUAAUGCAGCUUUAUUGGUUAAAUACUAAUUUGACUGAUUUACAGUUUCUUUAUAUCGACUUGGCGCUUGUAACACUUGUUUCUCUCUUUUUUGGUUACACUCCAGCUUGUGAACGUUUAGCAAAAAUACCUCCACCAACUCGAUUAUUAUCUUUGGCUUCUAUAUUUUCUGUUAUUGGGCAAUUAACAAUUAUUUCCUUCUUUCAAGUUUUUACUUUUAUUUAUACAAGUAUGCAACCAUGGUUUAUUCCUUAUGCAACCCCAGCUGGACCAGAACCAGAUGAUAGACGUUCAAUGCAAGGAACAGCUGUUUUUUGUGUUUCAAUGUUUCAAUAUAUUACUUUAGCAAUUAUUUAUAGUAAAGGAUUUCCUUAUAGAAGAGCUAUUUUUAGUAACAAACCUUUGUGCCUUUCUCUGUUUGCUGUUGGAAUAUGUUCUUUAAUUAUUUGUAUAGAACCACCUCAAAUUAUUAUUGAAUGGCUAGAAUUUGACCCAAUUCCAUAUAUUGAAGAUCGUUUAUUUAUUCUAACUUUGGCCUUGUUAAGUUCUGUGCUUUCUUAUUUGUAUGAAAAAUUUGUUAUUGAUAUGUUGAUAUUAAAUAUUCACGAAAGACAUAAAAAACAAAAACAAUUGUUGUCUGGUUCAUCAUCUUCCCAUCGUUUUGAACGUAUACUUUUAUCUAUUGGAAACGAACCAAAUUGGUUACGUAUAUUAACUGGUGGGUCAACAUCAAUGUCUGCAUUAAAUUCUUCUUUUAAUGGACAACAAACAAAUUCUUAUAGAAAUUCUUUUCCAAUAAAUAAACAACAAAAUGGAGGUAAUGAGGAAGAGGAGGAUGGCAUUUUUGUUGGAAAUAGACGUAGAAAACAUUCAUCUACACAAAAUAAUAAUUCUACAACAACUUGUAAUGACUCGCCACCAAAGAAAAUUACCAUUGUUGUUAAUGAACAUUGUGUUGAUGAUGAUAACUCAAAAAAAUCAAUUGUUUUAAAUUUAAAUGACAACCCUUGAAUUUUGAGGUUUUUUUCCUUCGUUUUGUUUUUUCACAUUUUUAUACGUCCUUAUGCCCAAAAUGACAUUGCAAUUUUUUCUAAAAAAUUUUUUUCUUUUGAUUUUUUUAUUCAAGUUUCUUUAGAAAAUUUAUUUUUGUUUCUUCAAAUAAUGCUUUAUUUUUUUGUUUUUUUGCGGACUUUCUUUGCGGAGUCCGCAAAUAUUCAUAAAUUCAUUUUUCUCCUCCAUUUUUCUACGUUAAAAAAUUCCUUUUU